UGCAGUACAGCAGUAGUGCACUUGAGGCUACACUAGGGGCGGAGUUUGACCUCUCAAGUCUCAAAACAUCACUAAUCCGCGUCGGACAUUCUGGCACAGGCCGUCGCCAGCCCCGCGUGUGCGAGGAAAAAGGGACGAAUCUCCACUGAAAUCGCGCCGGCUCCGGGUCUGCGUGGCGUCAAACGCAGACUCGGGCUGCCGAGGGACCGGGUAUGCGGCACUACGGCAGAUAGUGCGUUCCCCGCGCCGGGACAUAUCUGCAGCCCUCUCCAGCCGGUUUCGCGUGCAGGGAUUCGGCGAGGAGCCGUGGGAUUCGCGCGUUGACAGCUGGACCGCCCUGCGCCUUCAUUGGAGGCGAGCUUUCAAGGGUCCGCUCCCCUUCACGCGGCACAUGGCCGAGGCUGCCCUGUGGGUGAUCCUGACAAUGUUUUCAACUAACCGCUCUGGAGGUGCUUGGGGAUGAAAUGGAUGGAGCCCGUGGCCAGACCAACACACCAGCUCCCACCUCCCAGCAUGUCCAGCUGCAGCAAGUCUCCCCCCAGCUCUGGAGAAGUUGCAGGCUCUAACUCCAUGGCAUGGGUGAAGAUGUUCAAAAAACCCGCAGGAGGCCUGAAGAAGUCCUACCAGCCUGGGAGCAUGUUGUCUCUCGCGCUCACCAAAGGCCUGCUGAAUGAGCCUGGGCAGAACAGCUGCUUCCUAAACAGCGCUGUCCAGGUGCUUUGGCAGCUGGACAUAUUCAGGAGAAGUUUGAGGCAGCUCUCAGGUCACUUUUGUCUGGGUGAUGCCUGCAUUUUCUGUGCUUUAAAGAGUAUAUUCAGCCAGUUUCAGCAGAGUAGAGAGCAAGUGCUGCCCUCCGACAGCCUGCGAAACGCCCUAGCAGAAACUUUUAAGGAUGAGCAGCGAUUUCAGCUCGGCCUGAUGGAUGACGCUGCUGAAUGCUUUGAGAACAUCCUGGAGCGAAUUCACUUACACACAGUUUCAGACACUGCGACUGAUGCUUGUUCAUCCAAAUCCUGCAUCACCCAUCAGAAAUUUGCGAUGAUGCUUUAUGAGCAGUUUGUGUGUCGCUGUUGUGGUGCAUCUUCAGACCCACACCCAUUCACAGAAUUCGUGCAUUAUGUCUCAACCACUGCUUUAUGCCAACAGGUUGAUCGUAUGUUGGGGAGGAACGAGCGGCUCAGGUCAGACAUGUUUGGAGAAUUGCUGCAGGCAGCAAACAACACAGGUGACCUCCGAAGCUGCCCGAGUGACUGUGGUCAGAGUAUCAAGAUCCGCCGUGUGCUCAUGAACUGUCCAGAGAUCGUGACUAUAGGAUUUGUAUGGGAUGCUGAGCAAUCCGACCUGACGGACGAUGUCAUUCGGUCGGUUGGGCCGCGUUUGAACCUGUGUGGGCUUUUCAACCGUGUCACUGAUGAAAAUGCCAAACGGAGUGAGCUACAUCUGGUGGGGAUGAUCUGUUUUUCGAGUAAACAUUACUCAGCUUUUGCCUAUCACACCAAAUCUUCAAAAUGGAUGUUUUUUGAUGAUGCUACUGUAAAGGAGAUCGGAUCCAAAUGGAAAGAUGUUGCCUCUAAAUGUAUCAGGGGACAUUUCCAGCCACUUCUUUUAUUUUACGCCAAUCCUGAGGGAAGUCCAGUGUCCAAUGAAGAUGCGCCAAGACAAACCACAAUAUGUCCCCGGUACAAAGCCCAAGUAAAUGGCGACAUGACAGUGAAACAUCCCCUUGGCAGUCCUAACAAAUUCCAGGAACCUUUUCUGGAAAAUUUGCAGAGGCCAGGUGAAACAUCAAAAAAGGAUAGAGGGCAUCGGAGAACAGACCCAUCGCAACACAAAGGUAGCGCAGCAUCAUACAAGAUGGCACAUGCAAGAUCUUCAUCCCCUCCAGAGAAUGGACUGAGGCCUCCUGUGGACCAAAAAUUAAAAAGCCAUCAACGCACUGAGAAGUCAUCAAACCAUUCAAGCAGAGGAUCUCAGGAGCCACAUGGACAGUCCUUGGGUCCACAGGGUGGUGGGCAUAGCCGGAAAAACAACACCAGUCGCUAUGAUCAGGAUAGCUGCCAGGAGCAGUGUGAAAAAGGUGGAAGUGGAGGAAACCGCAAUAAAACUAAGUCCACAUGGAGGCCCAUCCGGGAGGUGUUAAAUGUGGACACGGUACUGAACGAACUGGAGCAGCGCCGUCAACAGCAACAUGACAGCCCGCGGCGCAGCAAGCCUUCAACCCACGAAAGGGUGCAUGCUGAACCAAGUCGAGACCGUGAGAGUGAAUAUGUACGAACCAGAGAAGAUCGAAAGCAGCAGUGUUUAAUGACGAUUUAUGAGGAUGAGCAGAGGCAUGAGACUGAGAGCCACAGCUCAGUAGAGUCAGAGAGCAGGGCCAACCAACAGAGGGGCAGCAGGCUUAAGGGUUGCCCCAAGACACUGCUGCGUAGUGACACCUGGACCAUACAGAGGACAGAGUCAGGCUAUGAGAGCAGUGAUAGACUCAGCAGUGGCUCCACCAAUCCCGACUCACCUGGGGUGGAUGGCUUUGCUGUUAAAGACCAGAGAUCACCACCAGAGGCACAGUUGCAAAGUCAGCUGCAUCAAAGGGGAGUCGAUGCAAAUUCAAGUAUAAUGUCCUCACCUUCACACAACGGUAAACAUCUACCCAAACCUCAGGGAAAGAACCAUGACCAAGUUUCACAUUCACAUCUAAAGUGCAGUCCAAGUUCAAGACGUAAAUCAAAGUACACUUCUAGCACCUCCAGGAAAGCAGUGUCUUCAGAGAGGGACUCCACCGGUUCCGAGAACAGGCAGAGUGAUCAGCAGGAGAUGACAAACUGUAGAGAAAGUACAGCCCUGAGGCACAUCACAAAAACCAGCAGCUCAGAAUGGAACAGCUCCGACGAUCUCGCUCUCUCGGAGCCCGAGGACAGAGGAAGCACUUACCGCUCCAGCAACAGCGAGGCCGUGACCUCUGAUUCCCAGUGUCCUCAUAUAACCCUGCCAUACCUCCCCCCCAGCAAUGUGAGCGCAGAACCUCUUCAACUGAACAAUCAGCGACAGCUCAGCGCGACAGGGUCGCCUCACCUGCGACCCACCCAGCGGAUCUCUACUCACCAGGGUGAAACAAGCCACGCUGUGUUUCGUCCGAGGAUGCUUCAAGAGCCCUUUCCAUCGAGUCCUCGUCUUUCGUCCGCAUCCUACGUUAGUCCUCACAGGAAGCCGGAGAUGUCAGGCCUCCGAACCUUCUCAGAUGCAAGCUCCAAGUCGGGCUCCGACCCAGAGAGGAGUACCCCAUCAUCAUGUGAAAGUGAGGAAAGACUAACUGGAUGCAGAGUGGAACAGGCAGUGCCACCUCAGGAGGUUUCUCUGACAACAUACUUCAAUGUGGACAACUGUAUGACAGAAACAUACCGUCUCAAGUACCACAACCAGAGGCCUCUUGUCCUCUCUGCCACGGUGCCGUGGACAAUGGUUGCGACUGAGCGCAGAGACACCAGCCACACACUCCCCACCGACACACACUCACAAGAUGUGCCAAAAGCCAGACCUGAAACAAGCCAUAAUAGCAAUAAGCCCACAGCAAAAUGGAACCCAGUGACAGCCAAAGGACUGGAUGAACGUGGUUUUUUAUGAAUGAUAUUUGGUGAGUUUUGUUUACAAGGAUGGACAGUAGUCAGUAGAAUACCAACUGGAUGCCAAAGAGUUUAGAGAAUGGAAAGAUGUUCUUAAGCCCGACAUUUCCAAACUGAGUCAAAUUUAUUUAUGCAAGCUUGUCACAUAAGUAAAACCAAUUUCUAAAUGCAGUUACGUAUUGUUUGACGGGUUAUCAACUAAUAUAUAUACUGUCUUCCAUUGUCCUGCAGUAUUGCUGCAAAAAGAUUUUGUGUUAACCAAAAUCUGGACUGUUUUCUGUUUGCACAAAGGGUCUUUCAAUCACCUUAUGUCAACUUUAAGAUGUUUAUUUUUUUAAUUGAACAGUAGUUCUGCAGAAGUGCUGCGGAAUUGAAGAUAUACCGAUAUAUGUAAAGCCAGGCAUGAGAGAUUAUGGAGAGCCAGCAUUAGGUUGAUUAUACUAUGAUUGUACAGUAAUUAUACAAAGAUGAAAGAAUGAAGUGUGAUAUAUCACAGCAUGACGACAUGGAGAAGUAUGUUAAAGAGACUUUAUCAGAGUAUGAUGUCAUUCUACACAACAAAAUAAAACCCACAGGCCGCAGCAGGUUUAAAGUAGUUCAUUUAAUCACGCCAAAGGAGAGUGAAUUAAAAAGAUUGGAAAUGUUUUUCAUUAAUGUCCGGGGCAGCUUACUGACUUUAUGCACACUGCACAGGGAACGGAUGUUGCAACAUUUUCUUACAUUCAGUCACUGAUUUGUUUGAACUGUUAUCAUUUAUCAGUUCUCUUACAACAUUUAUGUGUUAAUGAAUGGCAGAGGGCUGCUCCGUAACAGUCAGCCUCGAUGGCUGUAAAAAUCUGUUGAGAAAGAUUCUUGUUACUUCAUUGUUCCAAAUGAUACGUGAGUCAGCUGCAUUCGCAUGACUCCGUGCAGUUUCUGUCACUUACAGAGCCUAUCAUUUGUUGAGUAUGAUGUUCUGCAGUUGGGGCAGCCCUCAGGUUAUUCAGCAGGACACAAUAUACGAUUAUGUAACCUGUGUAUUCUACCUUCGAUUGUGCUGGUUCUUGUAAUCCCUUUUUUGUAAUUCACAGUGAUGUCAAAUUGUAUUUUUUCAGUCCUCCUCUUGAAGUAGAAAGAUUUAAACAGGUCUGUAUUUGCAGGUAUUUUCAUAAAAAUGCCAAUAUAGUUAAUAUGCCUAUCUGAUAUUAUUAUUGCCCAUACAACACAACACGCAAGUAUUCUUGUUAAUAAGAUUAAUGUUCUGAAACCUGCAUGUGGCCUUUACAAAGUCUUACUAGCUGUGUGUGCAGCAUAGGCAUGAGCAUGAAAAUACCAACAUAAAUUCUAUUGGUUUUUACUUCAUUGUAAAAAAUAAAUAAAUUAAAUAGAAUUUUGUAACUACAGUUGAUUUGAAACUUUGUAACACUUAAAAGAUGUUCUACUCUCUUGCUCAUGGAAGAGCACAUACUUUUGUUUAUGCACCCAUUGUAAAUAUAAACGUAUAACGUAAACAAUACGCUGGAAAUUAGCGACUGUUCAAGACAUACUAUGCAUUCACCAAAAGUUACUUUAAGAUUACUUUAAAAGCAGAUCUGAAUAUCAGUUUUCUUUUGUGUUCACUAAAUUGCCAAGUCUUUUCCUAAACAUCCUGCCAUCUAUACAUACAUUUAUACGUAGAUUUUGUCACUACACAACAAACGUUUGUCAAGGUGUUGCUCAACGACUGUCACUGAACAUAUCGAGUCACUACAUUUGCUGUUUGUGUGUUGUGUUUGAGCUGUCUGACGUCAAAGGAGGGUUUUUAGAGAUGUAAUGUAUGUGUGUGUGUGUGUGUGUGUGUGUGUGUGUGUGUGUGUGUGUGUGUGUGUGUGUGUGUAAUCUCACCUAAAUUUGUAAUGUCAACAUCUACUUGCAUUUUUCAUGGUUUAUUUACCAACACAUUUUAAAUUCAAGAAAAAGAAGGCGUACAAUGCAACUGAGCUAUUAAGAUUUUUUUUUUCAUUAUGUCUAAUCUUUCAAUUAUAUGCAGUGACACAUGCCUUUAAACAAGUUGAUUGUGCUGUAGUAAUUCUGUUUUUUUUUACAGUUAUUUUAAGGUAUCUAAUAUAUUAACUAGAUAAAUAACUCAAAAUUCCUACAUUAUUGGAUUAGAUGAAGCUGAGUUGAGUAUAUUAACCAGGUUAUUUUGAUGUUGUCUUACCUGCUAAGUGUUUUUGUCGUUUCUGAUGUGACUAGUUGCUAUAUCAUUUAUGUAGAGUAUUUUUCCUGUUAUUUGAUUAUGUCUUGUAUCUGUAAAUAAUAAUAAUAAUAAUAAUAUUAUAUUGUUUUUACACAAGUUUUAUUUUACAUUCUGAACUUUGUGUCUUUAGUUGUAUCCAGAGUGCCUUGACAUUUUCAGUGGGACAUGUUUUUUUUCUGUGAGUAAAACCACACUUAUGGAAUGAAGGAGAUGAAUGAAAGGGAUGGAGGAUGUCAUGCAAAACCUUUGAAUAUGCAAUGCUAAUAGUGACAUAUCUGAUGACACUCCUCUGUGUGCACCAUUGUACUGUAUUUGCGUGCGUGGGAUUGGUAGUGGGAUGGAUUUGUGCCAGGUCUAAUAUUACUAAAAGCCCUUUCUGACUUGGAAGCUGCAACCUCACCGGCGAGCGGCAAACUCAGCAGAUCGCUCGUCAUCCGGCUGCGUUUGGCGAGUGUGACAUGUUCAAAUGCCAUCAGCAGAAAGUGGGACAAUCAGCGCUUGUAAGUGGCAAGUGCAUCCCACCUCCUGGGUGGCAAAGCUUCGUGCUUCUAAGUUUGAAGGAGCCUUAAUGUAUAAAAACAAGAUUUUUUUCCCAGUGCUUAACUUGGAUUAUUGUAUGCAUUUAUGCGUCUGCUCGCUUGGAAAAGGAAGUUGAUAAUUGGUCCCCCUCUUGUACCCAAUGAUCCGUAGCCUUCAGUUAAAGGCUUGAUAUACUCUAGAGGCCCGCUCGGCAAAAGGUCUUUUUUGUCCUGUGUCAUAUAGCAUCACAGUUGGCAUUGCAUCAAUCCUUAUCUCUUAUAUUGUGCUAAAUAAUAUAUUGCAUCAACACUCAAUAACAAAAGAGAAAUUUCAACAUCAUGUGAAUGAUUUUAUCUGAUAACUUAAUGGCUGAUGUGGCCUAACGUGAAGGAUCUGUAUGCCUCGCUGAAUCCUAUCGUCACACCUCUGUGUGUGGUUAGGAUUCAGCCUGACAUUACUGCCGAAUUGAGUUGUCGGUGCUUCAGUGAAUGACUUCAUGACUUGCGUAAGUAUAGACCAAUUUAAAGAAACAUGUAAAAUCUGUCUACAUUUUCUAUUUUUGUAGAUAAUAUAUAUUUAUUUUUAUUCAUUGUUGAAUAAAGUUUA
Xiphias gladius (swordfish) is the source of this 6960-nucleotide messenger RNA. RefSeq names its product ubiquitin specific peptidase 53b (gene usp53b). The record is from RefSeq and is a predicted model, not a curated record. Gene Ontology annotation, molecular function: cysteine-type deubiquitinase activity. Lineage: Eukaryota; Metazoa; Chordata; Actinopteri; Istiophoriformes; Xiphiidae. The transcript has 17 exons. Gene Ontology annotation, biological process: sensory perception of sound; response to auditory stimulus; protein deubiquitination. Bases 460 to 3618 code for a protein of 1052 amino acids. Gene Ontology annotation, cellular component: cell-cell junction.